Purpureocillium lilacinum is the source of this 1338-nucleotide messenger RNA. RefSeq lists its product as uncharacterized. The record is from RefSeq and is a predicted model, not a curated record. Gene Ontology annotation, biological process: regulation of transcription by RNA polymerase II. Gene Ontology annotation, molecular function: zinc ion binding; DNA-binding transcription activator activity, RNA polymerase II-specific. NCBI's taxonomy places the organism in Eukaryota, Fungi, Ascomycota, Sordariomycetes, Hypocreales, Ophiocordycipitaceae.
AUGCAGAAGCCGCGGCGAGGGGCGCACAGAAAGUCAAGACGUGGGUGCACAGCAUGCAAGGCCCGGCACGUCAAGUGCGACGAGCAAGGCCCUCCUUGCGCCAACUGCGCAAUCCGCGAAGUCGAGUGCAUCUACCUCCCCACGCCGAAGCGCGACCAGUCGCCCACCUGGGUCAUCGAGUCCUACAACUCCAACUCCAACUCCAACUCCGCGUCCUCCAACAGUCUCAGCCCUGUGCGCCGCCCUCCCGCACCCGCGACCGUCUCGCCGCUGUCCCUCUCCACCUCCGAGUCCUCCAACCGCCUGCUUGAGCUCGAGCUCAUGCACCGCUGGUCCGUCCGCACGUGGCAGGGCAUGUACAGCCUGCCCACCUGCCAGUCUUUUCUGCAGGAAGAUCUGCCGCGCCAGGGCCUGCGGCACGCGUUCAUCCUCGAUGGCAUCUUGGCCCUGGCGGCGGUCGAUGCCUCGUUGCAGGCGCCGCCGGGGGAUCGCGCAACCGCGCGACGAUAUCGGCGCGCGGCUCUCGAAUACUGCAAUAAGGCGAGUGCCGAGUUUCGCGUUGCGUUGAACAUGCAGACCAUCACGCGCGACACACUAUACCUUCUCGCGACUUUUGGCUGCAUGGCGGGGUACUUCAACCUCAUUAUAUGGGAUGACGAUGGCGGUGGCGGUGAAAGGUCGGAGCAGACGAGCAUACUGGACCGCGUCCACGCCUCAUUCGUCAUGUUCGUCGGGUGCGCGCAGACAGCAGCCCUCAACUGGCAGUGGUUCUUUGAUAGCCCGACGUCCGCACGCAUAGCCGCAGAGGACUAUUACCCACGACUCGAGUUCAUGGAGCUGAUAGACCCUCAAACGAAGACAGCCAUCAACCGUCUCUCGACCGUGAACCGGCUCGUGCGGCUGCCACCGACGGGAGACCCGGCGCAAGACUCGGAGGACGGGCAGCAAGGCCCAUUGACGUACGACGUGUGGUCGUACCGCAUCGCCGUCGGACAGACCAAGUACGCCUUUGCGGAGAACGCCGUGGGCCGCAUAAAGGGCUUCCUCAUCAGCGUGCCGUGCAUGUGCGGGCCGGAAGUCAUCGAGGGGCUGCGGACGCGCGAGCCCGUCGCCAUGUUUGUGCUCAUGUACUGGGGCGUGCUACUGAAUGAGUGCGCGGCGGAUUCGUGGCUGUGGUGGGCGGCCGGCCAUACGGGGCGGGACGUGGUCGAGGCGGCGUCCGGGGAGUUAUUGCGGUCGCCGGUGUUCGCGCUGGAGGAUGUGCGUGAGGGUAUCGCGUGGGCGAGGAAGCAGGUCGGGCUGGACCCUGUGAUGCCGGUCAUCGAGGAGUUGGUGUAG